AUGUCAUUUCUUCAGAAACUCAAAGAAGCAGAUGCAACUCUUAAUCCAGAUACCGUAACAACAGAUUAUGAAGUGGCAACAAUCAAUGCGCUGCAAGAAGUUUUUCCCGACACCCAUGCACAUGGCUGUUUGUACCAUUUAUCCCAGUGUGUGUACCGCAGAGUUCAGGCAAAUGGACUACAAGAAAGUUACACAACAUAUAAUGAGCUGUCUUUACAGAUUAGGAUGAUUCCUGCAUUGGCAUUUGUGCCAGUUGCCGAUGUACCUGCUACAUUUGAACUUAUACAAGAAGAUCUCCCAGAGGAACUGCAGCCAAUUCUUGAUUACUUUGAAGAUACAUUUAUUGAUCGAGCUAGACGCCGUGGUAGGAGAGAACCAAGAUUUCAACAUUCCAUGUGGAACUGCCAUGACAGAGUUGGAGAUGGAUUGCCACGCACUAACAACCACUGCGAGGGGUGGCACCGCAGGAUGUCAGCAAUUGUUGGAGCAUAUCACCCAAACAUCUGGGUGUUCCUUGAUGUUUUAAAGAAGGAGCAGUCCCAGACAGAAGUAGCCAUGACACAGGCACUGGUCGGCGAAGAUGGACCACCACAACGCCGCCAGUACAGGGAUGUCACCAAACGACUAGAGAAUCUCGUCAAUGAUUAUGACAACAGACGUGUGUUGCUUUUCUUACGUGGAAUUGCCCACAAUCUGUAG
Messenger RNA from Gigantopelta aegis, 699 nucleotides. RefSeq lists its product as uncharacterized. The record is from RefSeq and is a predicted model, not a curated record. Lineage: Eukaryota; Metazoa; Mollusca; Gastropoda; Neomphalida; Peltospiridae. The transcript has a single exon. The coding region runs from base 1 to 699 and encodes 232 amino acids.